This is a messenger RNA of Coffea arabica (coffee), 879 nucleotides long. NCBI's taxonomy places the organism in Eukaryota, Viridiplantae, Streptophyta, Magnoliopsida, Gentianales, Rubiaceae. The record is from RefSeq and is a predicted model, not a curated record.
AUGGCCAACAUGACAAUUGAUUCUUUUUUCAAGAAAAGACAUCUAGAACCAAGUGGAAGUGGUGAAACUCCUUGUCCUCUUCGUGAUUCUUCUCCUAAGCAUCAAACAAAGAAAUUUUGUAGAGCUGAAUCAUUAGAGUUUGAUAUUUCAUUCAUAGAACAUGAUCCUGGAAAGCGAAAAUCCAUUUGGGAAUAUCUAGAGCUUCAAAGGGAUGAGGUUGCAAAAAAUCGGUUGCAACUUCAAGUUUCCAUAGAUGCUGCAAAAUGGUGUGCAUUUCAAGCGGUGGCUUUUAGGGGUCAUGAUGAAAGUUUAGAUUCUAACAAUCGAGCAUUGGUAGCAACAUCUCAAGAGGUAGUUCCUGUGGAACAAUUCUUUACAUACUUAUCUCUUCUUAUAAAUUUAAUUUCAUCUUCUUGCAAACGUGUGGACCAACUUAGAGUUGCUAGAGCUGCUAGAAUUGUUGAAUUGAUUGCUAUUGAUGAACUUGAGACUGAAUAUGAGGACAUUUGCUCUGUCCUAAUUGAUGUUAUCAAUUAUGGAAAUACAUCAACUCAAAGAAGUGAAGCUGACAGAGUUUACGAUUUCAUAACAUCCUUUGAUUUUGUUCUUGUUAUGCAUAUGAUGAGGGACAUUUUUGGAUUUGCACAAGUACUUUCUCAAGCUUUACAAUGCAAAUCUCAAGAUAUUUUGAAUGCCCUUAAAUUGGUUUCAGUAACAAAGGAUCGACUUCAAUGUUACAGAGAUAAUGGAUGGAAUGAAUUGUUCACCAAUGUAAAGACAUUUUGUGAUGCACGAAAUAUAGAGAUGCCUGAUAUGAAUGUCAUUUAUAAAGCAAGUCGAGGAAGAAUUCGAAAACAAAAUGAUCCAAUUACCAUGUAG